CAUGUUGUUGGUUGGCGCGUCGCCCCCUCAGCACACUCUGCUCUGGCACAGCAUUAGAUAAUCCUUUCCCAUCGCUUCCAGAUCGGCGUCGGCACUCGGCAGUCAGAUCUCUUAGUAGGCUUGCCAGGAUGUCUACCCUGGAAUACGGUGGUGUGGCUCGCUUCUACACGGAGCUGGCAGAAAUUCCAAUCCCUACAUCUGCUCAAUUCGUCGCGAGCAAUUCAACCACUGCAGUCAUUCGCGUCUCGUACUCGGUUCGCGACCAUGAAAGGGACACCAAACGAUCGAUAUCGAAAACCUUUACUUUGACCAGACCAGAAUCUCAACCUGUCGAUUGGACCCUUGUGUCUAGCACAGUCUACCAAGAUGCAUCUGACGUGCAAGCAUCUGUUUUAUCCCCUUCAAAGAAACGUCAGGCGAUAUUGCGCGAGAUAGCUGAACCGAGUAACGGUGUGAAGAAACGAUUUGUAGAAAUAUGGGCAGACUCGAGACUCGAGGCAUCGCUCGAGGUCACCAAGCGGCACGGUCCAUUCCAUCCAGAUGAUUACUUCAAGUCGCUUUCUUUCUCUCCAUCGGAAACUGCCCUACUCUACACUGCAGAGGCCAAUCCAGAGUCGGUGGACAACCUUGGGGACGACCCAUACCCCACCUUCCGCUUCAAUCCUAACUUCGGAGAGGGACUUUAUACCAAAAAGCGGCCUACUUUGUAUAUUUUUCGUUGGCGCGAACCCUCAUCGGACGCUGCAAAUUUCGAAGGGAGAGUUCCGAAGAAAGACUUGUCCUUGGUGUCCUUAUCUCUUGUACAGUCUCCCGCUACCCCAGUGGUCUUUGGACAAGCUUCUUUCGCGACAGAAACACAGAUCUUCGCAACGGGAUACGAGCAAACAGCGGACGGGAGGAUCCUCGGUAUCAAAUCCUGUUUCAACAGACCUUCGAGCAUUUGGGAGCUUUCGUUGACCGACCAAUCCAACGCCAACACUACAUACUGUGCUGCCAACAAAAUCGAGAUACCUGGCAGAUCUAACCGAUCACCUCGUAUCUUGUUCGACGGAGACAGGAAACCCUGUACUCUAGUAUGGCUUUCCAACCCGACAUUUGGACCCCACGCAUCCACUGUUUCUCUGUACACGUAUGAUUUGGCGGAAAGAUUACCCAGAGUUCUUUUAGAGCCGGAUCAGGCGAAUAACUUUCCUGGCUUGUACACGGAUUACAGCCUCAUAGAUAGCCCGUUUAUCAAGAAAUCGGGUGAAGAAACGUAUGUUGUUGCGCAAUCACUUUGGCGCUCCCGCACGAAGGUCGUAUCUGUAGCCCUUGAUGGUGGGUAUGUCUCCGACGAGACCAAGGCACUGGACGGUCAGGAUGACAAACAAUCCUUGUACAAUUGGAGUCUUCUUUCAAGUGAUGGAAAUGGAUCUGUGGUGUGCUCGAGGAGCACGCCGACUUCCCCUCCGCAGGUCGUUUUGCUUACCAUAGAGAACGGCUCCUUUGCGAACAUCCAAGUGCUCGACGAGCCUGUCUUCUCUGCCGAACUACAGCAAGAGUUGGAGAAACUUACCCCUUGUGUUAUACCCGUUCCGAACAGAUACCCCACGGAGAGUGUGGUCAUUCUCUCAAAGGAACCCCCAAAAGGUCAAAAACCUAUAUGUGUUACCGUCGUUCACGGAGGUCCACACGGUACAAGUACCACGGCAUUCACCCCAUCCGUCCUUGCACUCGCUCUGGAUGGCUACACGGUGUCGAUGCCGAACUACACUGGUUCGAUGGGGUUCGGGGAAAAGUAUAUCCAAGCUUUGCUAGGACGAUGCGGGGAGCUCGAUGUCGGAGACUGUAUCGCGACAGUGAGAGAGCUCAUUAAACUAGGAAUUUCAGAAGAAGGUAGGCAAGUAGUAAGUGGCGGAAGUCACGGUGGAUUUAUUACUGCUCACUUAAUCGGCCAAUACCCCGAUGUGUUUAGUGCUGCAGUCUUAAGAAACCCAGUGAUAUCCGUAGGAGAAUUUCCCACUUCAGACAUUCCAGAUUGGGCGUAUGGCGAGUUCGGGGUUGCCUUUGGUCCGCGCACACACAUGAACCCUGGGACAUUCGCUCAGCUAUACAGUUCCUCCCCGAUCGCCCAUGUCGAUAGGGUGCGCACGCCAGCGCUGCUCCUAAUUGGCGAAGACGACCUCAGGGUGCCGACUAGUCAAGGGAAGGGAUAUUAUCAUGCUCUGAAGGGUCGCAACCAGGCUCCCGUGGAGAUGUUCGUCUUUCCGAAGGAGUCCCACCCGCUCGAUGGGGUCGAAGCUGCGCGGGUGUCAGUUGAGGCUACGCGGGAUUGGUUUGCGAGGUUUUCCCGUUGAAAGGGAGGGGCUGGCUUGUGUGUAAGACCUGGGAGACGUGUACCAAUAAAUAGGGGUGUAUUGACGGAAGUAUUUCAGGGACAAUCGUG
This is a messenger RNA of Pisolithus orientalis, 2425 nucleotides long. Its product is annotated as Alpha/Beta hydrolase protein. Bases 129 to 2336 code for a protein of 735 amino acids. NCBI's taxonomy places the organism in Eukaryota, Fungi, Basidiomycota, Agaricomycetes, Boletales, Pisolithaceae. Gene Ontology annotation, biological process: proteolysis. The record is from RefSeq and is a predicted model, not a curated record. Gene Ontology annotation, molecular function: serine-type endopeptidase activity. The transcript is spliced from 6 exons.